AUGAAUACUUUGGCAGACAACCCGCUUUUUGUCGGUAUGGACGAUAGUGGUGAUCUAGAUGCUAGCAUGCCAUGGCAGAUGGAGACCACUGAACAAAGUCUGGACUUGUCUGGACUUACAAUUGCCUCUACAUUGCCAACGGUACCCUUAUCAACACUCGAGGAAUUGAUUGAUAGUAUUGAUAGUCAUUUGAAUACCAAAACUGAGGAUAUAGAGCAUAGCAUGUCACUUUUUAAGCAAGAAAGGUCUCGACUGCUAAAUUCUAUUUCUAAUGACAUAUUACUAGAAGCUGUAGAUAGUAAAAAUGCAUUGGAACCUGUUUGGAAACUGAAUGCAUCGAUUGAUAUUCUUGAUCAGUUAGAAAACAACAGUAUGGCGAGUAUGCCUUGUCUAGGUCUUUCUGCCAACGACUGGACUCAUUUUGUACAUCAAAGUUUAGAUCGACAAGUUUCUCCAGCCAUCCGAGCCAUGUAUGAGCAAAAAGUCAACCAAGUAAUUGUUGACAAAUGUCAUGAUUUGAUUCGAUUUUCAUUGGGAUUGUCAGAAGAUGCAGCUAUCCUUCCACAAGACUUGCAAACCUUUACAGCACAUCUCGAUCACACAUUAGCUCAAAUCAAUCGCAAUAGAGUAGAUAUCCUUCAAGGUUAUAUCGAUAUUCUCGACGAAUAUGAAAAGGUACUCGAUAACCAUGCGUAUGUGACACAUGGCAUUCAGUCGUGGAUCGGUUCAUUCUGUAGCCAAACUCAACCUGUGCUGCAUGAAUCGUUUGCAUCGUAUUUUGAAACCAUCCAUUCGAAUUUAAGAUUGAAACUCGAACAUGACUUGGAAUAUGCAAAUAGACAGAUUCAAGCCAGCUUUGACCAAAUCACAGCAGAACUGAGCCAGUAUGACAGUUUUGGCGACGAGUUUCACAAGAUUGUCAAUGCUUAUGCCAUGUAUUCACAGGAGUUAUUGACGAUUGAGCGCGAUCUCGCUCGACUCGAUACAUGA
Batrachochytrium dendrobatidis JAM81 is the source of this 990-nucleotide messenger RNA. RefSeq lists its product as uncharacterized. NCBI's taxonomy places the organism in Eukaryota, Fungi, Chytridiomycota, Chytridiomycetes, Rhizophydiales. Bases 1 to 990 code for a protein of 329 amino acids. The transcript has 5 exons. The record is from RefSeq and is a predicted model, not a curated record.